Notothenia coriiceps (black rockcod) is the source of this 903-nucleotide messenger RNA. RefSeq names its product interferon-inducible GTPase 1-like. Lineage: Eukaryota; Metazoa; Chordata; Actinopteri; Perciformes; Nototheniidae. The transcript has 4 exons. Gene Ontology annotation, cellular component: membrane. The coding region runs from base 100 to 903 and encodes 267 amino acids. Gene Ontology annotation, molecular function: GTP binding. The record is from RefSeq and is a predicted model, not a curated record.
ACAGCGAGGAGCUCAACUCAUUACAAUCUGGGACGUACAACAGAAAGAGAAACUCAACUUUCUGAACAAGAAGCAACGUUCCAAGUGCAUCAUACGACUAUGGAUGAUCCACCUGACACAGAAUGGGAAUGGGAACACAUAGAGCCAUUUAAAGAAGAGCUGCAAACCAAUGGAGCUGCCGCAGCAGCUGAAAAGAUUAAUGCUUAUUUGAAAGAGUGGGAUACAAUUCCACUAAACAUCGCCAUCACAGGAGAGACUGGCUCUGGUAAAUCCACCUUUGUUAACGCCUUUAGAGGCUUAGACAAGAAGGAUCAGAGUGCUGCAGCAGCCCCUACUGGUAGUGUAGAAACCACCAAGGAGGUCAAACCAUACCCCCAUCCAAACUUUCCCAAUGUUACACUGUGGGAUCUUCCUGGUAUUGGCACCACCAAUUUUCCAGCUGCCAAGUACCUGGAGCAUGUUGGCUUUGAAAGAUUUGACUUCUUCAUCAUCAUCUCAGCUGAUCGCUUCAGAGAAAAUGAUGUGAAACUUGCUAAGGAGAUCCAGAGGAUGGAGAAAAAGUUCUACUUUGUUCGCUCAAAGAUGGACCAUAGCAUGCGGGACGAGGAAGACACUCAGCCCGAUUUCAAUGAAGAAAAGACUCUCGCAAAGAUCCGGGUAGAUUGUGUCCAAGGUCUUGAAAAUCAAGGUAUGCGGUCUCCACAAGUCUUCCUGGUGUCCAGCCGCCAACUCCACCUGUAUGACUUCGAUCUGUUACAGGAGACCCUGGAGAGAGAGCUUCCUGCACACAAGAGAGGUGUUCUGCUGUUAGCCAUGCCCAUUGUCAAUCUUGAGAUCAUCAACAAAAAGAAAGAGGCUCUCCAGUCAAAAAUAAAGCAGGUCAACGCCAAGUGCAUGAUUUGA